AUGGACACGAACCCGGCGCAAUAUCACCCCUUGCUGUUUUGGCAUCAGGAUAAAGACAAGGCCUUCAUUACAGUAAAACUCACGGAUGUUGAAGGUCCGCGAAUGCAAAUUGGCAAUGCCUCGGUUGCCUUCAAAGCCCGCGGAAUGGGCGCAAACGGGUUGCAGGAGUACUCCUUCCAAUUGGAUCUAUACCAACCGGUCGAUGACGAGGAGUCUGACUUCAGGGUGACCGAUACGAGCGUGAACAUUGUGCUGGUGAAGCGCAAUUCGGCGGUUUGGCCCCGUUUGACCGAGUCGAAAGACCGUUUGCCGUGGCUACGGACGGACUUUGAUCGACUCUCCGAGGAUGUCCUGAAGGCGAUGUUCGCUGGCGACGGAGACGACGCCUGGGAGAGCGACGCAGACGCCGAUGACUCGUCGCCCAAAACCAGCGUCAACUUCGUUCGUCCUUCUGCGGAAGAGCUUCGGAAGAGAAAUAUGCAACGAGUCGAGGAAAUUGCAAGGGAACAGUACAAUGAAUUUUUGAACCGGGAACUAACUUGUUAUCAAACUAAAACUCGCGGUAAAUGGGCCCGCGAGACGCGCAAACAGAAACACACUUCGAUAAACACCCUUCAUUCCAAUGUUGUUUUUCUUGCAGUGAUAAAGAAUCCACUGGUUUUCUACCUGCUAAUCUUCAAUAUUUUCCAGUGGGCCGGGUACCUGUACGUGUUCGGGGUGCUCGUCACGACGUGGUGGUCAGAAGGCGAGGGUAUGUGGUUUACUUUCGCAGUGAGUAAGCGACUGAAUGUUUUUUUCCUGUCAUCUGGGGAUUCCAGGGUUCAGACAAACGCGACCUUUCUUGAACGAGCGAUGAAAUCUCGUGCCUUCGACCUCGUCGCUGACCGCUUGAUUGUUGUGCAGGUGGCUGCGUUCUUGGAAAUUGCUCACGUCCUCCUUGGUUGGGUUAAAGGCGGCAUUUUGCCGAAAAUUAUGCAGGAGUUUGAGGCCCUAAUACUGACCAAUCUCUUCGCUUUCACUCGACCUUGGCAAAUGCGAGCCCAAGAUUCUGUUCCCCAGUGGAUCGAAUCACCCCCUAUUUCACUUCAUCAGAUCCUCAUAUCCCAUUCGGGGAUCUCCUCUUCUUGUAAAGCUAGCUUGCGUGUGCAGGAGUGGUAUCAACUACGUGUCCUACGCCGUCUUAAGACCUAUCACCUGUGCGUCGACAGCAAAUUCAGACUCGGUUUCGAAAAAAAAGGCAUCGGCUCACUUGUGGUGGUCGUUACUACGUGUGCCAUGAGCUUAGCUGCGGUUCUUUGCCUUUACAGGUACCCCUAUUAUGCCCUGCGCCUCUUCGACGAGGAAAUCGGGCUUAUUUCGUACUUAAGGUACACCCUGUGGAUUCCCCUCUAUCCGCUUGGCUUCAUGUGUGAGGGCAAGCUCAUUAUCCUCUCCAUGCCACUUUUGGAGAUGUCGCGGAAGUUUUGCCUAGACAUGCCAAAUUGGGCAAACGUAUCGUUUGAUUUCCCCAUCUUCCUUCAUGUCUAUGUCCUUCUAAUGCUGCCUGGUGAGUUUACCUGUUAUCAAUGGAUUCAAGGGACUGGCGAUCUAAAGUUCCAUGCUUUUGCCAUCAGUAGUCACAACUGGCUCAUGUACUCAUCUUUAACUGGAUUCUUCAUUCUGAUGCAGCACAUGUACUUGCAGCGCCGGAGGAAAAUGAUGUCCACUGUGGGCACCCGAGCUGGUCGUUUUAAACCAUCGCCUCGCUGA
Messenger RNA from Mesocestoides corti, 1749 nucleotides. The record is from the annotation of a GenBank genome assembly. Lineage: Eukaryota; Metazoa; Platyhelminthes; Cestoda; Cyclophyllidea; Mesocestoididae.